AUGGACGCAACAACGACGCCCAGCAACCGAGUCGGACGCCGAUACCGGUCCAAGAAACAGCGACCGUGCGAUCUCUGCCGCACGCGCAAGAUCCAGUGCAAGCUCCAGAGCCAGGAGACCGUGUGCGAGCUCUGCCGGAGGCUGAGCAGGCAGUGCAGCUAUGUCCUCGGUCCCGCCCGGCGCAGAGAACAGCCACGCCCGGGCUCAGGCGGGAACCGCAUGGAGCAGCCGCCAUUCAACAACGUGCCGUUCCACGAGGAGCAGCUCUCGCAGCCUUUCAACGUGUUCGAUCCGUCCGGAUUCAACGGAGAUCUUGCGCUUCUGGAACAAUGGCCGACCACGACGCAUCCCUUGCUUGGCGGGCCCUUCCCAGAGGCGGAUGGUACCAACAUGACGGGCGAUUACAACAUGGGUGUCUCCUUGGGAAGCCUGCCUGAGCUGAUGCCGACAUCUCAGUUCGAGCUACGUCCGAGCUCUCAACAUACAGUGCCGAGUACGUCUUCCGCCUCGCCUUGCGAUAGGGCGGCUCCCCAUACGCUCGCUGUCGCUCGGUCACCAGCAAGCAGUCGCGACGCUUCACAGAGGGCACUGUGGCCGACAGAGUACUCGCUGGAGGCCAAGAGAGGCUACUCGAACCAGCUGAUUGGCCUUUCUUGCGAGUCGGACCCUUUUCUCCUCAGACACUACAAGUAUGACGCCCUCGACAACUACCACAUGUUCCGACUCGACUUCCGCAGGGUCACAGGAAAGGCUAGAAUGCUUCCCGCACCACCACUGGAGGCCGAUGCAGAGAGCCACGCCGGGCACACGACAGCCACGAACGUCCCGGUUCAAUUCAUGAUGUGCGACGAGACAAUCUGGAGCGAUGACCUGAAGGCGACCGAGAGAAUGCUAUCACGAUCGGGCGAGGGGACAGAAGCCGCCGACAUGGCGCUGCUUCACAAGAUUGUGGAUGUACAGCUCGGCAAGAAGCUCAUCAAGCUGUAUUCUCGCUUCGUGCAUCCCCGCUACCCUGUUCUCUCUCCAUCAGAUCUUCGACACAUGCUAUCAAAGGACAAUAGACAGGCCGUCUCGAUAGGCAUCCAGAGCGCCGUCUUCGCCCUCGCCGCCCCGUUCACGUUCCUCGACGACGAGCUCAGCGUGUCGAACGGCUACGGCGGCGUACCUACCGACGAACUCUGGGACAUUGCGCAGCGCAGCUUCCACAGGUCAAGCUGCUUCACACAUCUCAGCCUUCUCCAGCUGUGCCUGCUGCUGCUCAACAAGCCGCCCGAGAACUUUGUCGUGGCCGAGCCUGUCAAGUACUGGGCCUUGUCUUGCACUUCGGUAGCCAUAGCAGAAACGCUUGGGGUCAACGUCGAGCCAAAGGACUGGCGGAUUCCGCGAGAAGAGGUGAUGCUGCGGCGGAGGUUAUGGUGGCUCAUGUACGUCGGGCACACGUGGCACGCGCUUGUGUGCGGCCGAUCUUCCCACAUCAAUGACACGAAUUGGUCCGUCUCUCCACUGCACGAGGAAGACUUUGAGACAAGCGAGGCAGGGAGUGCAGAGGUCGGUAUAUUCACCAGGCAGCAGAUCCCCCUUUGUCUGGCGCAGAGUGAGCUCGCAGUCAUCGCGGCCGACAUCCUCAGGGAGUUCUACUCUGUAAGGGCCAUCGCGGAACCCGUUGUGCUCACGACGCUCCUGGCCCGCGCUCAGCCACUUCGCACGCGGAUCGAGACCUGGCGUCAGAGCCACCACCCGUUGUUGUCCACACAGGCCGCGGACUCGACGAAGGACGACUUUGGGAGCGGCGCAUUUCUCCGCCUCCAGCACCUGACCCUGGAAAUCAUGAUUCUGCGCGCCCUGCUCCGGCCCUUGUCCAACGAGGCCAUGCCGGCAGAGGAGAAGAGCCUGGAGCCAGUGUCCACCAUCUUUGAGAACUGCGCCGUCUGCGUGACCGUGGCCAAGGAGAUUGUGUCGUCACUUGGGGCGAAAGACUUUGCUCAAUUCUGGCCACAUUACACUCGAUUCCAGAUAUGCUAUGUCUCGACUCUCCUGCUGUUGACCCUCGCUCAGUCAGGCACCGGCGAUAUAGCGAUCCGGAACAAGGAGCUACUUGAUGAGUGGAGAGACACGCUGCGCAUGCAAGCAAGAGCAUGGCCGCUGGCUAGACUGGCCGCUAUGAGACUGGACGCCUCUUUCUGGAAGGGCAUUCCAUCCGUCAUCCACGGUGCAGGAGCGGACAGCCCAGCCCUCAAGCUCUUUGAGGAACUAGCAUCAGCAAGACAAGCUCAGGAGGACAACGGCGACUGA
Messenger RNA from Microdochium trichocladiopsis, 2292 nucleotides. RefSeq lists its product as uncharacterized. Gene Ontology annotation, biological process: DNA-templated transcription. Gene Ontology annotation, molecular function: zinc ion binding; DNA binding; DNA-binding transcription factor activity, RNA polymerase II-specific. NCBI's taxonomy places the organism in Eukaryota, Fungi, Ascomycota, Sordariomycetes, Xylariales, Microdochiaceae. The coding region runs from base 1 to 2292 and encodes 763 amino acids. The transcript has 3 exons. Gene Ontology annotation, cellular component: nucleus. The record is from RefSeq and is a predicted model, not a curated record.